Capsicum annuum is the source of this 1350-nucleotide messenger RNA. RefSeq lists its product as uncharacterized. The transcript has a single exon. The coding region runs from base 169 to 1125 and encodes 318 amino acids. Lineage: Eukaryota; Viridiplantae; Streptophyta; Magnoliopsida; Solanales; Solanaceae. The record is from RefSeq and is a predicted model, not a curated record.
UGAGCUGACGUGAUCCAGAUUAAUAUUUAUUCAACCAUUAUUAGUAUAUAUUGUAGAAGCGAAACAGGUAGAAAGCACAACAAAUUCAACGCUUCAACACUCAAAUAUUCACAACUUUCAUAAUUUCGCUGGAAAAUAUUCAUAACUUUCUUUCUCCAGAUUCCUAGCAUGAAACAAGAGUCGCCAUCUCUGCGUCACUCAUCAAAGAGAAUUUCAUCUUUUGCUAAACCCGUUGUGUACUUCCUCUGUAUCCUAUUCGCCUAUUCGCUCGGUUACCUAUCUAGCUCUACGCGCAACAAUAGCAAGACACCUGACCAUAAAAACACCGUGGUCGCCCAUGUAAACACUGUAAUUAGCAGUGUAAUAGAAUCAGGCGACCACAAUAAUUUUGGAGCGGUAUGUGGUGAGGCAGUUAUGUCACAACACAUCCGCCACAAAAUUAUGGAGCGUGUCUUCAAAGGAACAUCUCCAUGGGAGAAUUUUCCUCCGUCACAUGUGGACAAUCUUCUACGAAAAAAAUGGGUCAAAGGAUGGGGAUCAAACGGGGCAGUAUUCGAGAACCUGAUCCUGAGGAUCCGACCCAAGACCAUAAUUGAAGUAGGCACGUUCCUAGGUGCAUCUGCUCUUCACAUGUUUGAACUGACCCGUAGACUUGGUCUUGAUGACACUCAGAUUGUCUGCAUAGACGAUUUUCGAGGGUGGGCGGGUUUUUCAGAUCAUCUGCAUAUGAAAGACAUGAAGAUGGUGAACGGGGACGUUAUGUUGAUGUAUCAAUUCAUGCAGAACGUGGUGCAGGCGAACGCUACGAAGUCCGUAGUGUACAUGCCCUUCUCUAGCGGAUCAGCGCUGGAGAAACUGUGUGAGUGGGGUGUGUUUGGUGAGUUGAUCGAGGUUGAUGCUGGACAUGAUUUUCACUCAGCUUGGUCCGAUAUAAACCGGUCUUUUAAGUUGUUGAAGCCCGGUUCAAAAGGUGGAGUUAUAUUUGGACAUGACUAUUUCACCGCUGCUGAUAACAGAGGAGUUAGACGGGCUGUCAAUUUGUUCGCUCGCGUUCAUAAUCUCACUGUCCAAGUCGAUGGCCAGCAUUGGUUUUUCUAUAUUCCCAAUCGAUUGUCAUCACACUGAUAUCUAGAUGGAUAAACUAUAUAUUGCAAAUCAAAGUAAUUAAAUUAAACCUGUAUAGUUAUGAGAGAAAUUUAUUUUGAAGCUAAUUGAGAUGUGUAUGUAUUAUAUUGCUUUGUGGAGGUUGUCUUUGGCUGUUUAUGUCCUCUUGCAUUUUGAGAUCUUUGUCAUUCUUUAAGCGUUGGCAAUUUUAACUCUUUACGUUGGUUUUAUUUGAGUGAUUAAAGC